This is a messenger RNA of Physella acuta, 1980 nucleotides long. RefSeq names its product proline-rich protein 36-like. The record is from RefSeq and is a predicted model, not a curated record. Lineage: Eukaryota; Metazoa; Mollusca; Gastropoda; Physidae.
AUGCAAAACGCCACCCUCCAGCAGACGUCCCAUCCCUCCAGCAGACGUCCCAUCCCUCCAGUAGACGUCCCCCUCCAGCAGACGUCCCAUCCCUCCAGCAGACGUCCCCCUCCAGCAGACGUCCCAUCCAGCAGACGUCCCAUCCCUCCAGCAGACGUCCCCCUCCAGCAGACGUCCCAUCCCUCCAGCAGACGUCCCAUCCAGCAGACGUCCCAUCCCUCCAGCAGACGUCCCAUCCCUCCAGCAGACGUCCCAUCCCUCCAGCAGACGUCCCCCUCCAGCAGACGUCCAAUCCAGCAGACGUCCCAUCCCUCCAGCAGACGUCCCCCUCCAGCAGACGUCCCAUCCCUCCAGCAGACGUCCCAUCCCUCUAGCAGACGUCCCAUCCAGCAGACGUCCCAUCCCUCCAGCAGACGUCCCCCUCCAGCAGACGUCCCAUCCCUCCAGCAGACGUCCCAUCCCUCCAGCAGACGUCCCAUCCCUCCAGCAGACGUCCCAUCCCUCCAGCAGACGUCCCAUCCCUCCAGCAGACGUCCCAUCCCUCCAGCAGACGUCCCAUCCCUCCAGCAGACGUCCUAUCCCUCCAGCAGACGUCCCAUCCCUUCAGCAGACGUCCCCCUCCAGCAGACGUCCCAUCCAGCAGACGUCCCAUCCCUCCAGCAGACGUCCCCCUCCAGCAGACGUCCAAUCCAGCAGACGUCCCAUCCCUCCAGCAGACGUCCCCCUCCAGCAGACGUCCCAUCCCUCCAGCAGACGUCCCAUCCCUCUAGCAGACGUCCCAUCCAGCAGACGUCCCAUCCCUCCAGCAGACAUCCCCCUCUAGCAGACGUCCCAUCCCUCCAGCAGACGUCCUAUCCCUCCAGCAGACGUUCCCCUCCAGCAGACGUCCCAUACCUCCAGCAGACGUCCCAUCCCUCCACAGACGUCCCCCUCCAGCAGACGUCCCCCUCCAGCAGACGUCCCAUCCCUUCAGCAGACGUCCCAUCCCUUCAGCAGACGUCCCCCUCCAGCAGACGUCCCAUCCCUCCAGCAGACGUCCCAUCCCUCCAGCAGACGUCCCCCUCCAGCAGACGUCCCAUCCCUCCAGCAGACGUCCCCCUCCAGCAGACGUCCCAUCCCUUCAGCAGACGUCCCAUCCCUCCAGCAGACGUCCCCCUCCAGCAGACGUCCCAUCCCUUCAGCAGACGUCCCAUCCCUCCAGCAGACGUCCCAUCCCUCCAGCAGACGUCCCAUCCCUCCAACAGACGUCCCAUCCCUUCAGCAGACGUCCCAUCCCUCCAGCAGACGUCCCCCUCCAGCAGACGUCCCAUCCCUUCAGCAGACGUCCCAUCCCUCCAGCAGACGUUCCAUCCCUCCAGCAGACGUCCCAUCCCUCCAGCAGACGUCCCAUCCCUCCAGCAGACGUCCCAUCCCUCCAGCAGACGUCCCAUCCCAUCCAGCAGACGUCCCCCUCCAGCAGACGUCCCAUCCAGCAGACGUCCCAUCCCUCCAGCAGACGUCCCCCUCCAGCAGACGUCCUAUCCCUCCAGCAGACGUCCCAUCCCUCCAGCAGACGUCCCCCUCCAGCAGACGUCUCCCUCCAGCAGACGUCUCCCUCCAACAGACGUCUCCCUCCAGCAGACGUCUCCCUCCAGCAGACGUCCCAUCCCUCCAGCAGACGUCCCAUCCCUCCAGCGGACGCCCCCCCCCUCCAGCAGACGUCCCAUCCCUCCAGCAGACGUCCCAUCUCUCCAGCAGACGUCCCAUCCCUCCAGCAGACGUCCAAUCCCUCCAGCAGACGACACAUUCCUCCAGCAGACGUCCCCCUCCAGCAGACGUCCCACCCCUCCAGCAGACGUCCCCUACCCCAGCAGACGUCCCCCUCCAGCAGACGUCCCCCUCCAGCAGACGUCCCCCUCCAGCAGACGUCCCACCCCUCCAGCAGACGUUAAACUGAAGCAGACGACACAGCCAAGCAGACGUGUGCAGGACGGACGAUAA